Onthophagus taurus is the source of this 832-nucleotide messenger RNA. RefSeq names its product calcium and integrin-binding protein 1. The record is from RefSeq and is a predicted model, not a curated record. Gene Ontology annotation, molecular function: calcium ion binding; magnesium ion binding. Lineage: Eukaryota; Metazoa; Arthropoda; Insecta; Coleoptera; Scarabaeidae.
AAUAUUUAUAAUUUUUAUAAAUUUACAACAACUUUUUGUCACUUUCCUGUAGUGUUUAAUAAAAAGAUAAGAUAAGCUUUAUUUUUCGUAUCAACAUUUAAUACGAUUGCAGUUGUAUAUUUUUAAUGAGAUCACUGCGAAUUGAUCCUUAACAAGGUAAUUUUAUACAAAGAAUUUGGUUUUGUUGAAUUUUAAUAAACAAGAAUGGGUGGAAAUACAAGUUUAAUGACCAAAGAACGGUUACAAGAUUACAUCGAAUUAACUUAUUUGAAUAAAUCGGAAAUAAUGAGUUUAUAUAAUAAAUUUAAUGAGUUAAAAUAUCCUUAUGAUGAAAACAUUUUUCAACGUCGAGUUGAAUUUGAAGAAAUUUGUACUAUUUUACCACAAAUAAAGUGUAACCCAUUUGCCGAUCGAAUUCGUUGGGUGUUUUCAUCACUUAAAGAUGACCGCUUUUCUUUUGAAGAUCUAUUAGAUUUUUGUUCUGUGAUGUCCGAAAAUUGUCCAACUAACGUUAAGGCUUUGUGGGCGUUCCGAAUUUUUGAUUUUAAAGAUGAAAGAGCAUUAAACAAAGAUGACUUUAUAGAAAUCAUAGAUAGAUUAACGUAUAUAGAUAGAAAAGCAUUUAAAAAUCAAAUGAAAAAUCAACAGAUUAUCGAUGACGAUAAGAAAAGGAUUAUCGAUAUUUUGUUAGAGGCAAUGGAUAUAGAACAAAAUGGAAGUAUUGGACCGUUGGAAUUUGAACAUGCAAUAGGAAAAAUGUCUGAUUUUGGAAACUCUUUCACUUUUAAAAUUUAAAAUUAUUAAUUGGUUAAAUAAUAUAAAAUAAAUUGUA